This is a messenger RNA of Geodia barretti, 393 nucleotides long. Lineage: Eukaryota; Metazoa; Porifera; Demospongiae; Tetractinellida; Geodiidae. The record is from the annotation of a GenBank genome assembly.
AUGGAUAAUGGUGGUAUUCAUUGGCGACCCGGAAACAGGACGCUUUUUGACGGCUUACCACAACAAGCACUUGGCAAGAAGAUAUGGAGGACGACCGUGGCCCAGCACGUGAAUGAAAUUCCGUGGAACCAGGCGCUUCCGGCGCGUGUCGAGUACGACCCAAAAGGGCAAAUUUUGCGUAUUGAGAACGGACAGUCCAGCCAAGUCGGUGAGGAAAUCGCCGAGGACGUCAUCGUCCACUAUGACAAGGAUGACGACCAUGCUCCGUCUUCAGCGGUGGCCAUUCGUAUCGACCGGGCCGAACACGUGCUCAAGCCCUUCGUCGAUGCCAUUCUGGCCAAAUACGGCGUGAAACCUGUACAGUCCCCAGCGGCCAACGAAACGUCGGAUUGA